UGCUUUCCAACGUGUUACAGGGGUGUUUCCAUCUGCGACUGCUGGAUGGAUACAUAGUAGAAAAUCACCACAGUCCCAGCUACUCCUCCAUGCUUUACACCGGAGACCAAUAAUGAAGCCAAACAGUCAAGUGCUCAAAAACAGAUCCUCACAUGACACGGAGAGGGAAUUUGGAGGAACCCUGGGUGCCUUAUGCAUACCCAUCUUUCUUCCGCUGACGGUGCUGUUCCUGAUCUGUGUGAGUCGAUCCCCUGAGGCCAGUGUGCUCCAGUGGCCCCCUCCCCUCCCCUCUUCCGAGCAGCUGUGGGACCCUGUGGCCCUCGUGCUUCUGCUGGGCUGGAUCACUCUGCAUGCCCUCCUCUAUGUGAUGCCAUUAGGAAAGGUGUCUGAAGGAUUAGUUCUGAGGGAUGGAACACGUCUCAAGUAUCCCAUAAAUGGUUUUCCCAGCCUGUGCAUCAGCGGUGUGUUGCUGCUGUUGUUACUGGGGCUCGGGGUUCCUCUGGGGCGUCUGUUUGAGCUGCUGGUGCCUCUGGCGGUGUGUGCAAUAGCAGUGUCCUUCGUGUUCUCCGUCUACCUCUACAUCCGCUCCUUUUGGGUUCCUUCUCAUGCUCUCGCCUUGGGGGGCAACACAGGAAAUCCCCUGUACGACUUCUUCAUCGGUCGGGAGCUAAACCCCCGGAUUGGCAAGUUUGACCUUAAAUAUUUCUGUGAGCUCAGACCGGGUCUGAUUGGCUGGGUGGUCAUAAACCUUGGCAUGCUGAUGAAGGAGGUGGAGCUUCGAGGUUCCCCCUCACUCGCCAUGGUGCUGGUCAACAGUUUCCAGCUGCUGUAUGUGGCAGACGCUCUGUGGAAUGAGGAGGCUGUUCUGACAACCAUGGACAUUGUUCAUGAUGGCUUUGGCUUCAUGCUGGUGUUUGGGGACCUGGCCUGGGUUCCCUUCACAUACGGCCUGCAGGCUGCCUUCUUGGUCGUGCACCCACAGGCCCUAAGUUCACUGGGAGCAGCAACUAUAAUAGCACUGAAUGGUAUCGGAUAUUACGUUUUCAGAAAAUCCAACUCACAGAAGAACCAGUUCAGAAGAGACCCUACACACCCAAGUGUUGCAAGACUAGAGACCAUCGCCACAGCAACAGGGAAACGUCUGCUUGUGUCUGGCUGGUGGGGUCUCGUUCGUCAUCCCAAUUACCUCGGUGACCUCCUCAUGGCCCUGGCGUGGUCCCUGCCAUGUGGAUUCUCGCACAUUCUGCCUUACUUCUAUGUCAUAUAUUUCACCGUCUUGCUGAUUCACCGAGAGGCCCGUGACGAGAGACAGUGUAGGGCCAAAUACGGACUUGCGUGGGACACCUACUGUCGCCGUGUCCCCUACAGGAUCUUCCCUUAUAUCUACUGAACAGGAAAGCAGAUGGGUGGAAGGGACCUACACUGUCUCACAAUAUCCUUGUGACUCUUCAAGUCCAAACUUGACAAAAACUUGAAAAGAAAUCCAUUUUCAGUUAAACAGACCACAAAUAACAUCUGGUGCUGCUACUGGGAAUCUACUGAGCUCCCAAUUUUAAUCAGCCUUGAUUUGUCAGGCUGCGGUUCACUUACAGAACCGUGUAUAAUGGAUCAAUAUUUCUGAUAUAUUGAAUUUUGAAUUUGAAACCUGACAUGAGUCUAAUAUAGGUACACUCAGUCUUCAGACACUUGUCUCUUGUGAAGCUAAAAACAUUCCAUCAUAAGAGGCUCAAGCUGUAGUAUGUCUCAAAACAGUCCUGG
Molecule: messenger RNA, 1758 nt
Organism: Etheostoma spectabile (orangethroat darter)
Lineage: Eukaryota; Metazoa; Chordata; Actinopteri; Perciformes; Percidae
Gene: tm7sf2
Product: transmembrane 7 superfamily member 2
Exons: 13
Coding region: 113-1390 (425 amino acids)
Biological process (GO): cholesterol biosynthetic process
Cellular component (GO): endoplasmic reticulum membrane; nuclear inner membrane
Molecular function (GO): Delta14-sterol reductase activity
Source: RefSeq, a predicted model, not a curated record